AUGAGGGCCACAGUUCUCUCCAGCGCCCUCGUGGCGGCCUUUGCGACCCAACAAGUCUCCGCGGCGUUCUUCCGCGGCACGGCCAUGGAUAUUGGUCCAGACGAUGAAGACGUUCACGCCCUGAACAAGCGCGCAGAGAUCUACAAUGGCUGGGGCACCUUCGACCAGCUCAUUGACCACAACAACCCUUCCCUAGGGACCUUCAAGCAGCGCUACUGGUACGGCACCGAGUACUGGCGGGGCCCUGGCUCUCCCAUCUACCUGACCACGCCUGGCGAGCAGAGCGCGACUGGCUUCAAUAAGACGUGGCUAACGAGCUCGCGUCUCUCGGGCUUGAUGGCUAACCGCACUGGUGGUGCAGUUAUUAUUCUGGAGCACCGCUACUGGGGCGAGUCGUCUCCUUAUGAGGAGCUGACCGUCGAUAACCUCAAGUACCUUACGCUGGAGCAGUCUCUUAAGGAUCUGACCUACUUCGCGAAGAACUUUGUCCCUCCCUUUGAUCCUUCCGGCAACAGCUCGGCCGACAAGGCACCGUGGAUCUUCUCUGGUGGUUCAUACUCUGGCGCUCUUGCUGGCUGGCUAGCUGCCCUGGAGCCUGGCACUUUCUGGGCGUACUACAGCUCCAGCGGCGUCGUUGAGGCAAUUGGCGACUUCUGGCAGUACUUUGUUCCCGUGCAGGAGGCUACCCCCAAAAACUGCAGCUCUGAUGUGAACGCUGUCAUCGAGUAUGUCGACACGAUCUUGCGUUUCGGCACUUCUCAGCAGAAGAAGGCCCUCAAGGAUAAGUUCAUGCUUGGCGACCUGACUGAUCAGGACUUUGCCUCUGCUCUGGAGUGGGGUCCUUGGCAGUGGCAGUCGACUCAGUUCUACAACAGCAAGGUCCAGGGCUACACCCCGUAUUACCGCUUCUGCGACUAUGUCGAGAACGUCUGGCCUGGUUCGAACAACAAGAUACCUGGCGCUCUCGGCGUUGGUCUCUCCAAGGCUCUUGAUGGCUACGCCAAGUGGAUUAAGGAGGAGAUGCUCCCUGGAUUCUGCGAGUCUGCCGGCUACCCCGAAUGGAAUGGCACUUACAACACUGGCUGCCUGCAGAACCAGAACCCCGACAAUGUGGCUUACAAGGACCUCUCCCCUGGCAACUGGCUCAAUCGUCAGUGGUUUUGGAUGCUCUGCAACGAGCCCUUUGAAUGGUGGCAAGAUGGUGCUCCCCUCUCCCGCCCUACCCUCGUCUCACACCUCGUCGACCCAGCCUACUGGCGUAACCAGUGCCCACUCAUCUUCCCCGCCUCGCAGUCCAGCACCGGCAAGCUUGCCUACGGCCUGGCUAAGGGCCAGCGAGCGGAGCGCGUGAACCGCUGGACGGGCGGCUGGAGCGCGACUAACACCACGCGCGCCAUGCACACCAACGGUCAGCACGACCCGUGGAGGGAUGCUACCUUGUCUAGCAUCUUCCGGCCGGGCGGUCCGGUUAAGAGCACGGAAAAGUUGCCUGUCAGGGUUGUCGAGGGUGGUGUGCACUGCUCGGAUUUGUAUGGGCCUAAUUGGGAUGCGAAUGAGGGAGUUAGGAAGGUCGCGUAUGAUGCGGUUGAGCAGAUGACGCAGUGGGUUGGUGAGUGGUAUGAGGAGAAGGGGGUGGAGAAGCCUUGGAAGGAGUGA
Molecule: messenger RNA, 1656 nt
Organism: Thermochaetoides thermophila DSM 1495
Lineage: Eukaryota; Fungi; Ascomycota; Sordariomycetes; Sordariales; Chaetomiaceae
Product: serine-type peptidase-like protein
Exons: 4
Coding region: 1-1656 (551 amino acids)
Biological process (GO): proteolysis
Molecular function (GO): serine-type exopeptidase activity; dipeptidyl-peptidase activity
Source: RefSeq, a predicted model, not a curated record